CGAUUUGGUGUUUCGUGAUUCAUUGCACUGGAUAAAAAAAGAAGUAAAAUUACAGUUCUCUGUGAAUAAGAUGGCUAAAAAUACAUCAAGCAAUGCGUUUCGGAAAAUUGAUGUAGAUCAGUACAACGAGGAUAAUUUUCGGGAGGACGACGGCGUCGACAGCGCCGCAGUUGGCCCAGAUGAGAACGAAAUCACAUCGCUGCUAACAAAAGGCAAAGGUGUCGAGGCACUGCUCAGUGCCCUCCAGAACGCCCCCCUACGUUGUAAGAACCAAAACGUCAAGGACAACGCCCUGAACAUAACGUUGCGCGUGCUGUUAUCAAUCAAGUCAACGCAAAUCGAUCAAGCCAUCGAUUCGGUGGAACAGAACGAUCUGAUCGAUGUGCUCAUGAAGUAUAUAUAUCGAGGAUUUGAAACGCCCUCCGAGGGCUCCAGCGGGCACCUGCUACAGUGGCACGAGAAGGCGUUCGCCAAGGGCGGCGUUGGCUGCAUCGUACGCGUGCUCUCGGACACGAACCGUGCUUAAUGAGGAAACAUUGUUACAGGGACAAGCAACCACAAACCAACAAAUAUAUAAAUUAGUCAUAACUGUUGUAGUUUCUUCUGCCAAGGAAAUUCCACUUGAGAAGCCGUUGUAAACACCCGAGCCGGAGCCCGAGCGCUAGUUUCAUUUUGCCGCAAUUACAAAGACAAAAGUUUUCCAAAUUAGAUUUUAACUCGUAUUCAAGUAUUAAAGUUUUUAUUA
This is a messenger RNA of Drosophila arizonae, 745 nucleotides long. RefSeq names its product Actin-related protein 2/3 complex, subunit 5 (gene Arpc5). Gene Ontology annotation, cellular component: actin cytoskeleton; Arp2/3 protein complex. NCBI's taxonomy places the organism in Eukaryota, Metazoa, Arthropoda, Insecta, Diptera, Drosophilidae. Gene Ontology annotation, biological process: Arp2/3 complex-mediated actin nucleation; regulation of actin filament polymerization. The record is from RefSeq and is a predicted model, not a curated record.